This is a messenger RNA of Phytophthora sojae, 2091 nucleotides long. RefSeq lists its product as hypothetical. The record is from RefSeq and is a predicted model, not a curated record. The transcript has a single exon. Lineage: Eukaryota; Oomycota; Peronosporomycetes; Peronosporales; Peronosporaceae. Bases 336 to 1115 code for a protein of 259 amino acids.
UGUGCAAAUGCACUCAAGAAAGCCCUGGGUAUCCAUCGGCUACUCGUACACUCCUUGCGGAGUUCUCUGCGCCUGCCCAACUGAAUACGAAGGUUGUGCCGUCGGUGUGAUUCUAUAAAGAAUAUCGGUUGUACUACUCAUCCUGAGUUAAUACUAGGGCCAUCACUUUGCCACCCGCUUCUUGUGUUGGGGGGCGGAUGCAGCCAAUGCUGUCAGCAGCGGUCGCAACGCGCUCGGCAGCCUAGUCGUGGAUUUUGGCGUUCAUUCUCCAACUUCCUCUGACGAGCACAUCGACACCUCCUCCACCUCGCCCUACACGACUUCUUCGUCCGACUAUGAUCGUCCCGGCAACGGUGCUCGCCGCCGCAGUUGGGAAGAGGAAACGAGGCACCGGGUCGUCUCGUAACCAGCAGCGGCAGGCGAAGCGUGUGGCCCGUCGAGAACGGAACCAGGCUGCCGCGAAGAAGCGCAAGACGUCGUCGGGGGCUGUCACCACGAAGCGCACGCCGAAGACAACACCGCGCAAGCGCAAGACCCCGGUGAAGCCCAAGCCGACGUGGACGUUCACGACUGUCAAGAUGAAGCUGCGGACGUUCUGCAAGGACGAGGGUGUAGCGCUCGCUUGGGACUCGGUGCUGAGGGACAUGAACAAGAUGGUGGCGGAGGCUUACGUGCUGGCCGCCGUCCACGUGGUUCGCUGCUGUGAGCAAGGUUUCGACAUCCCCAUCUUGGCGCGUUCCUUCUACCAGCAGUGCUUGUCGGCCGUGAGUGGGGGGAACCUGCACGAUCGACGGACGACCAUGACUGAAGAGUUCCGCGACUCGGUGGCGAUCUACAGCGCGUGGCAAGGCGAGAGCCUGAUCCCCAACAGGGACGCCAUCAAUCGUGGUUGGGCACAGGUGGCAGCCGAGCGCAUGGCCCAUGAAACCCAGAACCAUCUCCAGCUCAACUUUUACCGGCGCUUCAAACAAUACAUUACGCUCCGCUACGGGCUGGCUGGCCGCGAUCGCUACCUUGUGCUCAAGGGUAUCCUCGACCCCGAGUACGACGGAGACAACGAGAUCGUGCUGGAGUACAGAGAAUUGAUCCCCCGCAAUGAUGAAGGAGCGAGCUAGCGAGCUACUCCCGCUUGUGCACAUGUUCCUCACUUUCGUGAAGGACCACAACCGCGAGCACGAAGGAGAACCGGGCUUCGAGAUGGCAAGGACGUACUCGCUACUACCAACGAAACGGGGCUUCGUCUGCUCUCACUUCACCAUGUCCUCUCGCGGCUUGCGGGCGAUGCUGGUUCGAAGUGGAUAUGAUGUUCCGGAAGAGGGUAGCGACUGGAACGCUGUCGCGGACAGCAUGUGGCGGCGGCUCUUCAACACGAACCUUGUCGAGACGUCCAAGCCGGACGGGUCUCCAAGUCGCUUCUUCGCAGGUGAGAUCACGACGGACGGCAAGUCCGUCAGCAUCACCGUCAAGAAACCCGUUCGAGGACGACAGGAGCUGCAGAUGUCUCCUGAGACCGCUGAAUUCUUCUCGACACGGUGGGGGCUUGAUCCUGGUCGCCGCGACAUUGUUCGUCGCCACGAACAACCACGGCGAGACCAUUCGCUGCUCCUCGAAGGAGUUCUUCCAUGCCGCCACAUACACUCAAAGCAACAAGACUAUCCGGCACUGGUACGACUACGCCGACGAAGAAGUCUCGGAGGCCAACCGCCUCGUUCCGACGAAGAAGACGUGCUCGCUGGAGAGGCUCGAGGCCUACGUGCGCUACGUGGUGCCUCGCUUCGACAUGUUGCUGGCGUUCACGAUGAGGAAGAAGUUCCGGGACCUGAGGUUCCGACGUUACUGCCAGUCGCGCAAGAAGCUGCACGAGUUGUGUACGCGGUUCGUCGCUGGCCGCGACCCGGCCAGGACGAUCGUCGGCUUUGGGGACUGGAGCUGCUCCGACUUUGGCGGCGUGAUCAAGAAGUCUCCGGGCGGCCCCACCAAGCGGUUCAUGCGCGAGCUCUCGUAGUACUGCCGGGUGGAGCUGGAGUCCGAGUACCGCACCAGCAAGGUGCACCACGGCUGCAGGCAGGCGCACCCCGGCGACCUCGUGAC